AUGGACAACAUUUCAAAACUACUGCUGGACAUUCUAGAAGAGCUGAAGAUAGAGGACCUGAAGAAGUUCCAGUGGCAUCUGACCAACAGUGUAGAAGAUGACAAAUGCAUCCCAAAGUCCCAUCUGGAGAAUACAGACAGACUUGACACUGUGGACAAGAUGGUGCAGAAAUAUGACCCAGAUGGAGCUGUGGAGAUCACACUGGACAUCCUGAAGAAGAUGAACCACAACCAACUGGCUGAGAGCCUGAGAAUCAAACACAGUGGAGACAAAUGUGAAGAGUCAACUGCUAAUAGUCCAGCAGCAACAUGCUCAAGUAAGCAACAGAAGCACAGAAACAAAGAACUAAUAUCCAGUGGAGGAAAAAGUGAUUUCAGCAGGAGAAUGAAAAUGAAAUAUAAGCAAAAAUUUGGGAACUUGUGUGAGGAGGCUCCAAUAGAAUGUGAUCGUGUGCCUAUAAAAGACACUUACACUGAAGUUUACAUGAUCAAAGGAUGCACAGGAGGCGUGAACACAAAACACGAAGUGAGACAGGUAGAGGAAUUUUACCCCAAAACAGAAGAAACACCAGUCACACUCAGUGACCUCUUCAAAGUGCAGUCUAUUGAAAACAAGCAAGGUACUAAAGUCCUGACAUUGGGAAUAGCUGGAGUGGGAAAAACAGUCUCUGUGCACAAGUUCAUUCUUGACUGGGCUGAAGAGAAGUGCAACCAGGACAUAGAUUUCAUUAUGUACUUCCCAUUUCGAGAGCUGAACUUGAUAAAGGAUGAAAAGUACAGCCUCUCAAAACUACUUCUUUACUGCCAUCAAGAAGUCCAUUCUGGAGAUGAAAAGGAGAUAUUAAAUGAAAAACAUCAGCUGCUUUUCAUACUGGAUGGACUGGAUGAAAGUAGAAUUCCUCUAGAUCUUCAUCAGAAGAAGGUAUCUAAUGUGAAUGAAAAGACUACUCUUGAUAAACUAAUAACAAACCUCAUAAAUGGAGAACUGCUUCCUUCUGCUCUCCUCUGGAUCACUUCACGACCUGCAGCAGUCAGUAAGAUAAAUGACCAAUAUUUUAACCUUGUUACAGAAAUCCAUGGAUUCAAUAACCCACAGAAGGAGGAGUACUUCAGGAAGAGAAUCAGAGAUGAAGAUCAAGCCAGCAGAAUUAUAUCACACAUUAAGACUGCAAGAAGCCUUCAUAUCUUGUGUCACAUACCGGUUGUCUGCAGGAUCUCAGCCACCGUGUUUAAGAAAAUGCUGAAGGAAGGUGUGGACAUGAAAAAUGCUCCAACAACUCUGACAGAAAUGUACCUACAUUUCCUGCUGUUUUUCACAGAUCAAAAGACUAAGAAAUACAACACAAAGCAAAGCACUAACAAUGCAGUUUCAUCUGAGACAAAAAGAGCAGAGGUGCUGGAUAUUGUGAAGCUUGGAAAGUUAGCCUUUCUUCAGCUGCAAAAAGGACAACUUCUGUUCUAUGAGAAAGAUCUGGAAGAAUGUGGUAUUGAUGUCUGUGAGGCUUUAGUGUACUCUGGAAUUUGUACACAAAUUUUUAAACAGGAGGGGAAGAUCUACAGCUUUGUGCAUUUAAGCUUCCAGGAGUUUCUUGCUGCUGUAUUUGUGUUCCUAACAUUCAGGGGUGAAGGCAACCCACUCCUUAAAACCCCAAUGGAGAAAAUGAAAUGGAAGUUAAAACACAGACUGUGUGAUCUGCUUGAGACAGCAGUAGAUAAGGCCACAAUGAGUGAAAAUGGACACCUGGACCUUUUCCUUCGUUUCCUCCUCGGUCUCUCACUGGAGUCCAAUCAGAGGCUCCUGAGGAGUCUACACCCAGAACUGGACAUCAGAGAAGAGAGUUUAGAGGAGACUGUGAACUACAUCAAGAAAACCAUCAAGAGAACAAAAUCCUUUGAAGAGACUAUCAAUCUAUUCCACUGCUUGAGUGAACUGAAAGACAACUCUCUGAUAAGUGAAAUACAGACCUUCCUGAACUCAGGGGACCUCUCAACACAGACACUCUCAUCUACACAGUGUUCAGCUCUGGUGUUUGUGCUGCUGAUGUCAGAGGAGAUUCAAGAGAAAUUUGAGCUGAAGAAAUUCAGGUCAUCAGAUAAAGGACUGAAGGAAUUACUUCCAGUGUUGAAAAAUACCAGGCGAGCUCUACUAUCUGGCUGUGGUCUCACUGAAGAGACUUGCAAAUCCCUCACAUCAAUUCUACAAACAGAAAACUCACUGAGAGAGCUGGAAAUGAAUAAUAAUGACCUGCAGAAUUCAGGAGUGGAGCAGCUCUGUGCUGGACUGAAGAGUUCACACUGUAAACUGGAGAUUCUCAGACUAUCUGGCUGUGGUCUCAAUGAAGAGUCUUGCAAAUCUCUCACAUCAGUUCUACAAACAGAAAACUCACUGAGAGAGCUGAAGAUAAAUAAUAAUGACCUGCAGAAUUCAGGAGUGGAGCAGCUCUGUGCUGGACUGAAGAGUUCACACUGUAAACUGGAGAUUCUCAGACUAUCUGGCUGUGGUCUCAAUGAAGAGUCUUGCAAAUCUCUCACAUCAGUUCUACAAACAGAAAACUCACUGAGAGAGCUGAAGAUAAAUAAUAAUGACCUGCAGAAUUCAGGAGUGGAGCAGCUCUGUGCUGGACUGAAGAGUUCACAGUGUAAACUGGAGAUUCUCAGACUAUCUGGCUGUGGUCUCAAUGAAGAGUCUUGCAAAUCUCUCAAAUCAGUUCUACAAACAGAAAACUCACUGAGAGAGCUGGAGAUGAAUAAUAAUGACCUGCAGAAUUCAGGAGUGGAGCAGCUCUGUGCUGGACUGAAGAGUUCACACUGUAAACUGGAGAUUCACAGACUAUCUGGCUGUGGUCUCAAUGAAGAGUCUUGCAAAUCUCUCACAUCAGUUCUACAAACAGAAAAUUCACUGAGAGAGCUGGAGAUGAAUAAUAAUGACCUGCAGAAUUCAGGAGUGGAGCAGCUCUGUGCUGGACUGAAGAGUUCAUACUGUAAACUGGAGAUUCUCAGACUAUCUGGCUGUGGUCUCAAUGAAGAGUCUUGCAAAUCUCUCACAUCAGUUCUACAAACAGAAAACUCACUGAGAGAGCUGGAGAUGAAUAAUAAUGACCUGCAGAAUUCAGGAGUGGAGCAGCUCUGUGCUGGACUGAAGAGUUCACAGUGUAAACUGGAGAUUCUCAGACUAUCUGGCUGUGGUCUCAAUGAAGAGUCUUGCAAAUCUCUCACAUCAGUUCUACAAACAGAAAACUCACUGAGAGAGCUGGAGAUAAAUAAUAAUGACCUGCAGAAUUCAGGAGUGGAGCAGCUCUGUGCUGGACUGAAGAAUUCACACUGUAAACUGGAGAUUCUCAGACUGUCUGGUUGUUUGGUCACAGAGGAAGGCUGUUCUUCUCUGGCUUCAGCUCUGAGGUCAAACCCCUCCCACCUGAAAGAACUGGACCUGACGUACAACCACCCAGGAGAGUCAGGAGUGAAGCUGCUCUCUGUUAGACUGGAGGAUCCCCACUGCAGACUGGACACGCUCAGGGUGGAGUACGCAGGGGAGAUCAGAAUCAAACCAGGACUAAGAAAAUAUGCGUGUGAUCUCACACUGGACCCAAACACAGCACACACACGUCUCUCUCUGUCUGAGGGGAACAGAAAGGUGACGUGUGUGGAGGAGCAGCAGUCGUAUCCUGAUCAUCCAGAGAGAUUUGAUUACUGGUAUCAGGUUGUCUGUAGAGAGAGUCUGACUGGACGCUGUUACUGGGAGGUUGAGUGGAGUGGGGGAGGGGCUGGUAUAUCAGUGACAUAUAAAGGAAUCAGGAGGAAAGGACGCAGUUAUGACUGUUGGUUUGGAUGUAAUAUAAAGUCCUGGAAGCUGAGCUGCUCUGAUAACCGAUACACUGUCUGGCACAAUAAUAAGAGAACUGCCAUCUCUGCCCCCUCCAGCUCCAACAGAGUAGGAGUGUAUCUGGACUGGCCCGCCGGCACUCUGUCCUUCUACAGCGUCUCCUCUCACACACACACCCUCACGCACUUACACACACUCCACUCCACAUUCACUGAGCCCCUCUAUGCAGCGUUUUGGGUUUAUUAUAACUCCUCAGUGUGUGUGUGAGAGCUAGAAUAGCCUCCUGUGUCCUGGAGGAACACCUGAGUCUGCAGGGAAACACAACUGGUGAACAUCAUAAUACAUACAUGCCUGCUGAGUAUAAAAUACACACA
Messenger RNA from Electrophorus electricus (electric eel), 4196 nucleotides. The record is from RefSeq and is a predicted model, not a curated record. NCBI's taxonomy places the organism in Eukaryota, Metazoa, Chordata, Actinopteri, Gymnotiformes, Gymnotidae.